AUGCCCGGCUUCGACUUUAGCAACUACAAUCGCAACGCAGCCUUACACGCACGGGGUGUCCCAUUACCAAAGGCAACUAGUACAGGGACAACCAUCGUGGGAUGCAUAUUCGACAAUGGUGUGGUGAUUGCUGCAGACACGAGAGCAACGAGCGGACCUAUAGUUGCGGACAAGAACUGCGAAAAAUUGCAUUACAUUUCUCCCAACAUCUGGUGCGCCGGUGCCGGCACUGCAGCAGACACCGAAUUCACAACCGCUCUCAUCUCCUCCAACCUCGAACUACACUCACUAUCUACGGGUCGGACACCCCGAGUGGUGACGGUGAUGACGAUGCUAAAACAACAUCUGUUCCGAUACCAGGGCUACAUUGGCGCAUAUCUAGUCGUUGCGGGGGUUGAUCCUACAGGAGUUGGAUUAUUCACUGUCCAUGCCCACGGUUCAACAGACAAACUCCCCUACGUCACUAUGGGUUCCGGUUCGCUCGCGGCAAUGGCAGUCUUCGAAUCAACAUGGAAGAAGAACUGCACCAGAGAGGAGGCGAUCAAAAUAUGCUCGGAAGCGAUCAUGGCCGGUAUCUUCAAUGAUCUGGGUUCAGGAAGCAACGUCGACGUGUGUGUGAUUGAAAAGGGCAGACCGUCACAGCUGAUGCGGAACUACAUCAAACCCAACGAGCGCGCAAAGAAGGAGCGUAACUACAAGUUUGCAAGAGGCACGACCGCAGUGUUGAAUGAGAAGGUCAUCACAAAGGAGGAGGUCGGGCGGUAUGUUACGGUGCAUGAGAUUGGAAGUGGAAGUGACUCGGACAGCCUGGUGGUGGUGGAGAAGAUGGAUGUGGACGAGGUAUGA
Messenger RNA from Cladophialophora psammophila CBS 110553, 846 nucleotides. Its product is annotated as 20S proteasome subunit beta 2. The transcript has 3 exons. The coding region runs from base 1 to 846 and encodes 281 amino acids. NCBI's taxonomy places the organism in Eukaryota, Fungi, Ascomycota, Eurotiomycetes, Chaetothyriales, Herpotrichiellaceae. Gene Ontology annotation, molecular function: threonine-type endopeptidase activity. Gene Ontology annotation, cellular component: proteasome core complex. The record is from RefSeq and is a predicted model, not a curated record.